This is a messenger RNA of Ochotona princeps (American pika), 1353 nucleotides long. Its product is annotated as zinc finger protein 24. The record is from RefSeq and is a predicted model, not a curated record. Lineage: Eukaryota; Metazoa; Chordata; Mammalia; Lagomorpha; Ochotonidae. The transcript is spliced from 4 exons. The coding region runs from base 225 to 1331 and encodes 368 amino acids. Gene Ontology annotation, biological process: regulation of transcription by RNA polymerase II. Gene Ontology annotation, molecular function: DNA-binding transcription factor activity, RNA polymerase II-specific; RNA polymerase II cis-regulatory region sequence-specific DNA binding.
CGCGGGGUUUGGCCUUUCUCCGCCUCCUCGGGCCUGCAGACCGGAAGCAGUUCGCGCUCGGGGUUUCUGGGAAAACAGGUCGGGAGCGGCGUUUCUGCGUCGGCCGCGGACUGCGAAGCUACUGCGGUUCCUGAGCCAGAGGGGUGCCUGUGAAGAAGAGCGAGUAUUUUCCUGAGGCUCAUCUCUUGCCUUGAUUGUCUUUUCUUAAAGUAUUGUAAAUCAGAAUGUCAGCACAGUCCGUGGAAGAAGACGCCAUACUUAUCAUCCAAAACCCAGAUGAAGAGGAAAAAAUUCUGCGAGUGAAGUUGGAGGAGGAUCCCGCUGGUGAAGAGGGCUCGAGCAUCCCCUGGGGCCAUCUCCCUGAGCCCGAGGUUUUCCGACAGCGAUUCCGGCAGUUUGGAUACCAGGAUUCCCCAGGGCCCCGUGAAGCCGUGAGCCAGCUCCGAGAGCUUUGCCGCUUGUGGCUUAGGCCAGAGACGCACACGAAAGAACAGAUCUUGGAGCUGGUCGUGCUGGAGCAGUUUGUGGCCAUCCUGCCCAAGGAGCUCCAGACGUGGGUUCGAGAGCAUCAUCCUGAGAAUGGGGAGGAGGCAGUGACGGUGCUGGAGGAGUUGGAGAGUGAACUCGAUGACCCUGGGCAGCCGGUUUCUCUUCGGCGGCGCAGGCGGGAAGUGCUGGCAGAGGAAGUAGUGUCUCCAGAAGAAGCUCCAGGAUUACCCAGCUCUGAGCUCGACGCAGUGGAGAACCAGCUCAAGUGGGCGUCCUGGGAGCUGCAUUCCCUCAGGCACUGUGAUGAUGAUGCUAGGACUGAAAAUGGAGCACUCGCUCCCAAGCAGGAGAUCCCUUCGGCAGCAGAGUCAAAUGAAGUUCCUGGCACUCUGAAUAUAGGUGUCCCUCAGAUUUUUAAAUAUGGAGAAGCUUGUUUCCCAAAGGGCAGGUUUGAAAGAAAGAGAAAUCCCUCUCGAAAAAAACAGCAUAUAUGUGAUGAAUGUGGAAAACAUUUCAGUCAGGGCUCAGCCCUCAUUCUGCAUCAAAGAAUCCACAGCGGGGAGAAACCUUACGGAUGUGUUGAGUGUGGGAAAGCCUUCAGCCGAAGCUCCAUCCUCGUGCAGCACCAGAGGGUCCAUACUGGUGAAAAACCGUACAAAUGUCUGGAAUGUGGGAAAGCCUUUAGCCAGAAUUCUGGGCUUAUUAACCAUCAGAGAAUCCAUACUGGGGAGAAACCUUACGAAUGUGUUCAGUGUGGGAAGUCAUAUAGUCAAAGCUCAAAUCUUUUUCGACAUCAGAGAAGACACAAUGCAGAAAAACUUCUGAAUGUUGUGAAAGUUUAAGAAAUUAAAAAAAUAAAAAUCA